AGUGACUCGUCCCUUCCCUUGUUUCGAGCUGAAAUUAACUAUUUGUGCAUCGUACAGUGGACGUGAUUACAAAAUGAAUGUCGCGGAAAAGUUUACGGUGGUCGACGUUUACGACCUAGCAUUGGAAAUCGGGAAAGAGUUUGAGACAAUAAUCGACACUAAUGGAGCAAAUGCCGUCUCGGGCUUGAUUACGAAAGUGGUCAAUGCGUUGGAGUUGAUGGAAACGCUGACCUGCCAGAAUGAAAGCGAAAAUGUCACCGUGCAGGAGCUGCAGGAAAAGAUUGCCCAGCUGGAAGCGGAAAAGGAGCAGAAAGCAGCCUCCCGGUCGCGAUAUGAAAAGGAGCUGGAAGCCAUCGAGGACCAGUGGCGUAACGAGGCGAAGGAGCUGUUCAAAGUAAUCGAUAAGUUGCAGGAGGAAAACCGUAAACUGCAACGUGGAAUUGCACAGACGGCGAGUGAAAACAGCAGCCAAUUGGAGGAACGGGCAAGAGAAAACGACACGAACGGUGACUCAAACAAUGGUUCGAAUACGUUGGACCCGGAGUCUCCGGCGUACAAGAAAUCCGAGCACAAAAUUCAGCUCUCGCAGCUGGAGGAAAAGCUGAAACGGAAAGAGAUUGAGCUGUGUGAAAAGAUGGCCGAAAUCGAGAGUUUGUCGAGCCAGAACGACCGUUUGAAGAAGGUGAUAAGCGAAAGUCGCAGGCGACAGAAGCUAUCGCACAGUCAGAUUGUUACGCUCUGCGAAGAACGGGCCGACUUUCUGGCCCAAAUACAGGACCAACAUCAUGAGAUCAAGGCGCUGCGGAAUCAACUUGGCCUGGCCGAGAAGGAAAACGAAGACUUAGCCAACCGUGUGAACGAGGACGAACGUCCCCGUUUCUCGACGGUGGAGCUGAAGGAGGUGCUGACCGAUCGCAACGAACUGAAAGCUCGUGUGAGUGAUCUCGAGCAAGAACUGAUGACGUGUCAGGCGAUCGGAGUGGUAGGAAAGACCGGUGGUAGUAACACGGACGUGUGCCAGAAGGAACCGAACCUUGAUAAACCCAUAGAUAUCAGCGAAUUGCCUGUACAAGGCCCUUUGCCUUACGAACCGGACGAUGCUCCGUGGAAAAAGAGUAAUGAAAGUGGUAUAAGAAAGUUCUUCCGCAAGUUGUUCAACGAAACCUCUUCCGACUGUUCGAGCUUUUCACAGCGCUCGCUGUCAACGCUCUCGAAAAUGGCACUCUCAUCGGGACCACAUAGUGAUAUACCGAUUUAAAAUGGUAACCUUUCGCGCCAAACGUGGAUGCAGUAUGAAAACACGGUAAUGGAUUUACACAGAAAAUGGAACAAACAACGAUAGUAGAUGAAAUAGGUGCAAUCCCUUUUUCAAGUCGACCAGCUAACUCCUGGUGACGUUUUUAAAGAUUAGCGUUUUGGCAUGUUCUGGCACCCAAGACCCGAAGGCAUUUCGAGGAUUCGAAUGGAACCUACCGUGUCGUAGCCAUAUUGUUAGCGUAGCCAAUUUUUUCAGCAGAUUAAUCCAAUUUGUAGAGCUGUCUAAAAGUUGUGUUAUCGGUAUUAGUGUAAUUUCUCGUAUAAACAGUUUCCCACCAACAUGGGUAUUUAGUACUCCAAUCUCUCUAGUUGCGUAGCAUGCACAUGCAGUAACAGUUCUUUGCGAAGGCAUAGUUAUCAAUUGUUGUUUUCUAGCAUAGCGAUAAACAAAGCAAACGUUGUUUCGGUACGAAUUUUCGUUUUUAUCACUACAAGUUUUCAGAUUCGUUCCUAGCAGGCGAAUAGUUCCACUUCCAACUUCUUCCAUUUCAAUUUAGCUUAUUAAGGGCCAGUUUUUUGCAGAAUGUUAUGAUUCCAGUCGAUAGUAUAGAGUGUGAUUGAGUGAAUCAGAAAGGAACAUUCACCUAAGUCUAGUCAACAUUCACCAAGCAAAUUUUUGCUACAUUCCAUUUAACACUUUGCAUUCGAUAUAAAACUUUUUUUUAUAGCUUUUCCUUAAAACAUGUUAGUUCAUCUACAUCUCGAAUGGGACAAACUCUGGGGGUCUGUUGACAGACAAAAAGUUUUUAGAUAAGGGCAAUGCAAUUAUACAGCAAACUCACAACAUCUGAACAAUAUUGGGGAACAGGUAUUAUAGGAGAGGUGUCUCGAGCGGUUCGAUGAGUCUAGAUUAUCUUUAAACCAGAACGACACUUUAUUUACAAAACCAAAAAAGAAAACUGAAACGGAACUGUGUCAAGUAUUAUGUGAGACAAUAUGAUCAAUUAAUAGCCAUUGUUUUAAACUAUAUAUUUCCAUUUUUUCCUAAACAUGACUGAGCAUGAGUUUUAAGCCACAACACUUCUAUGUAAUGAUGUCGUAGGCAUAUUUUGGACCAUUAUCAUAAACUAUGGCCAGCUCCCAUAUCUAGUGAGGAAUUAUCUCACAUAAAACUAACAUUAUAGUAGCGAAGUCUUAAAGGAAAGGGUUUGGUGUUGUAAGUUAACCUUAUUAUAACUUUUAACCGAACUAAUAUCAUCAGUAGCAAAGCAG
Messenger RNA from Anopheles coustani, 2529 nucleotides. RefSeq names its product RILP-like protein homolog (gene Rilpl). Lineage: Eukaryota; Metazoa; Arthropoda; Insecta; Diptera; Culicidae. The transcript has 3 exons. Gene Ontology annotation, biological process: cilium assembly. Gene Ontology annotation, cellular component: ciliary basal body; cytoplasm. The record is from RefSeq and is a predicted model, not a curated record. The coding region runs from base 74 to 1258 and encodes 394 amino acids.